AUGCCUACUGAGAAGAGAAUUAACGAAGAGCCAGAAUCUGUGGAUUCCAAGAAACCAAAGCAUGAUCAUUUUGCCAAGGGGAUCGCGCCAAUCAAGCCAGAGUUUAUUGUUGAGAAUGCCCCAGUGAACGAUGACGUUUACAAUGAUGAUGAAGCUGAAGGUGGAGACCGUCAAGAGGCUGCACCUGCGGCAAACGGUAAGGGACGUAAGAAGAGGGGCCAGAAUAAGAACAGAGAUUUGAGACAACAACAUGAGGAAGUUAGACUUUGUUCAACAUUGGUAGAUCCAGAAUCAGGAAGAGAAUGUAAAUUUGGUCCUGAUAAUUGUAGAAGUACUCACAAUGUGGAAGAAUACUUGGAAAACAAGGCUGAAGAUAUUGAUGGAGUCUGUCCAGUUUUCAGUGCUAUUGGCUAUUGUCCACUGGGAUUGAAAUGUAGAUGGUUAGGAUCUCAUUACAAUAAGGAAACCAAGAAGUUAAUUAAAGAUCUUGUUAAACAAGAGGAAUCUAAAGAAACAAACUGUGAAGUUAACAAGAUUACCAACGAAGCCAAGAUUUUACUUCAAAAAAAGAAAUAUGUAUUUGAAACUGCCUCUAAAUAUAUUCCUUAUUUGGAUAGUAUGGUUCAAAAUGAAGAAAAUUUGGCCAAACAAGAGGCUAACAAGGAUAACCAAGCUGCAUACAUUGAAGCCCCAUUCAAGGUAUCUGAAAAGAAGAAAUUGAACUUGAAAGGUGCUAAAAUCGUAUCUCCAUUAACCACUGUUGGUAACUUGCCAUAUAGAAGACUUAUGAAGACUCUUGGAGCCGAUGUCACUUAUUCUGAAAUGGCACUUGCCUUACCAUUAUUGCAAGCCACCAACGCUGAAUGGGCUUUACCAAAGGCCCAUAGAUCUGAAUAUCCAGGUUUUGGGGUUCAAAUCGCCACUUCUAAACAUUGGGCUGCUGCCAAGGCUGCUGAAGCAAUCUAUCGUGAAACUACAAAUGUUAGUGAAUUGAACUUGAACUGUGGAUGUCCAAUUGAUCUCUUAUAUAGACAAGGUCAAGGUUCAGCCUUGAUGGAACAACCAGCAAGACUCAUGAGAAUCUUAAAGGGUAUGAAUGCAUGUUCUGGUGAUAUUCCAGUGACUGUAAAAAUCAGAACUGGUACUAAGGAUGGUCACAACAACGCAAAACAAUUAGUUGGAAGAAUUUUAGCUGAAAACACCGUUGCAGCUAUCACCCUUCAUGGAAGAACUAGACAACAAAGAUAUACCAAGGAAGCUGAUUGGGGUUAUAUUGGGGAAGUUGCCAAGGUUGUUGAAGAUUGGAACCAUGCCAAGGAGGAAGAUAAGGAUGUUAGUGAUACACCAGCCACUCAAUUUGUUGGUAAUGGUGAUGUUUAUUCUUUUGAAGAUUGGCACAAUGCUGUUAGUAUUCCAGGAGUUGAUUCUGUCAUGGUUGCUAGAGGUGCCCUUAUCAAGCCAUGGAUUUUCGAAGAAGUUGAAGCUCAACAAUAUCUUGACAAAUCUGCUAGUGAAAGAUUAGAUAUGUUACAAACAUUUGCCAACUUUGCCAUUGAACAUUGGGGAUCUGAUGAAUAUGGUGUUGGAUUAGCCAGAAGAUUUAUGUGUGAAUUCAUCAGUUUCACCCAUAGAUAUAUCCCAGUUGGUAUUUUAGAAAGACUUCCAGCCAAGUUAAACCAACGUCCACCAGCUUGGAAGGGUAGAAAUGAAAUGGAAACCUUGUUGGGAUCCACCGAUUAUAAAGAUUGGAUUAAGAUCACAGAAAUGUUCUUGGGUAAGGCCAGUAGUAAUUUCGUAUUUACUCCAAAGCACAAGAGUAAUUCUAAUUAG
This is a messenger RNA of [Candida] anglica, 1830 nucleotides long. Lineage: Eukaryota; Fungi; Ascomycota; Pichiomycetes; Serinales; Debaryomycetaceae. The record is from the annotation of a GenBank genome assembly.